Molecule: messenger RNA, 3784 nt
Organism: Pseudomyrmex gracilis
Lineage: Eukaryota; Metazoa; Arthropoda; Insecta; Hymenoptera; Formicidae
Product: major facilitator superfamily domain-containing protein 6
Exons: 10
Coding region: 1993-3615 (540 amino acids)
Cellular component (GO): membrane
Molecular function (GO): transmembrane transporter activity
Source: RefSeq, a predicted model, not a curated record
GGCAGGAAUUAAGUAUAAACUAUAAUCUUCCACGUUAUAGUCGAUUUAUGAUAAAAAAUUAAUUCCAAAGACGAAGAAACAAAUUUUUUCCGCCGGCACCACCUCCGAUAAAAACUGUUUUACUCAAUUCUUUUGAGAAAACGAAAAAAUACAGUUUUUAUCAUAACUUUCCUAUAACUGUCGUGCCAAGUUUCAAAGGAGAGACUACUAUAUUGUCUGCGUCGUAAUGUCUGAGGUCGGCACUCUACUAGCGAUAUAUUAGUAUUACAUAUAUGGAUAUAACAUACAGAAGAAAUACAGCAAGUUUUCAUAUUAAUAAGAAUUACUUAGAAACAUUUUUUUACUCGGAAUUUUCAACCGUACACAAGUUAUUUAAGGAAAGGAACAAGGAAUUAGCUGAAAGUGUUUUUCGGCGGAGUAAUUGCGUAAAAAUGAUAUAAAUAUAUUCACUGUAAAUUGGGUCUUCUUGCCGCGCGUACGGCGUGAUCUUCAAAGACCUUCAAAGUAAACAAGCAAGAUAUAUGUAUAACAGAAUAUUACGUAUAUAUAGAAGAACUGAAAUGUGAUAAAGAGAAAAAGUUUCAUCUUUGCUUAGGGAUUUUCCACAUGUCGCUAAUUGAACAAGACACUUAAAUUGGUAAAUCGCUUGACAUAACGCGAUAAAUCAGCUGAUCGUGAAACAAAUUAUAAAAUUAGUCAUUAAUUAAUUAUGCGCUCUGAUAACCAACGGGAAUCUCAUUGCGCGCGCAAUGUAUUAUCGCACGGAUAUUAUCGCUCGAAAGAUACGUCUCGUAAAAAAAAUUAUUAUCUUCAUAAUACUCAUCUUAUUGCAUCGUUAUCUCUCGUGUCUUCAUCGAAAACAUUUGCUGUACAAAAUGCUACUCCUCUCACACAAGCAUAGAAUAUGUAUUUCCUAGUAUUACGUCGUAAACGGUAGUGAUAAAAUUCAACGUGUACACACACGUGCAUAUUUGUCGCAUUAUCAAACUUUCGCGAUAAACUCCGUUUAUCGAUACGAAGUACGGAAUGCGAACAUAUCAUCGAAGAGCUCAUUGUAGGCUUCGUUUAUCAAGAUAACGAGAAAAACUUUAUAUAACGAUCAUGCUCGCAUGAUAACCAUUCGACUCUCGAAACCAGUCUUCGAAAAUUAUCCCGCCGCGCAACAAGCCACGCAAUUGAACUCCGCAAGAUUGAUAUAUACGUACGAUCUCGAUUGUCGCAUACGCAUACAUCGUCGCAUCGUCAUCGCUCGAAAAAAUAUCUCUCUCGAUGCGUAGCUUUAGAUACAUACAUUCAGAGCGACACUUUGUGUCGCUGUAUCUUAUUUGACUUAUUUUAGAAACUUUUUUUUUAUCUCUCUCUUUCCUUUUCUCUCUCUUUGUCUCUUCGGCAAACACAUACAAUUCGUUUCAAGUGUAGAAAGUGCAGGCGAAGUGUCCGAAGCGAACGAAUCUUAUAAACGGUACUUUGUAUUUAUCUCGCGGAUAUAAUUUCCACACUCGGUACUUAAUAUGCGGCCUAUCGGACGGCCGAGAAUCAUGUGCGAUCGAGAAACUGUUGUCGAAAGGCGGUAGUUCGCGCUGAACGUGGAAACGGUUUGAACAUCACGCGUAUCGAACGGACGAAGACUUCGCUGCCUAGUUCAGGUAUGAUCGAACCUGUAGACACAACGUGAUUACGAUAAUCGCGAUAGUGGAUAAUUGCGAGAGGCUCGCCGAAGUUGCGAUUGUUGAAACGCAUCUCAUUUGUUGUGACAAGCGCACAGCUGAUCGCAACCAGCGCGCGGCGCCAUUUUGGAAUCGAUCAAAGUUCAUUUCGAACGAGAUAUUUCGAUAUGUUCUGAAUAUCGAGUAUUAUAUCACAGAGUCGGAUCUUACAUCACGACGCCAAUCUAACAAUGUAUCUAACUUUCGACAUCUCUACACGAUAAAACGUAGAGAGAGAAACAUUUGUUUGACACAUUAGCUUGGUAUCUUCAUCCGAGUAUAAAUCAUGAAAAUCAAUUACAAGCAGCUGCCUGUAAAGGCGCAUUACUUCUUCUUUAUGGCAGGUAAAUUAUAUCCUAUGGGUCCUAUUUUGCCAUUUCUGCCGGUUUACGGCAAACAGCUGGGUGUUUCGCCACUGAUUAUGGGCAGCAUCACCGCGAUUCUGCCUAUUUUAUUUUUGAUCGCAAAACCAGCAUUUGGCUUUGUUGUGGAUUACUUUCGCGCGUGGCGAAAAUUGAUCUUCAUGGCAUUGCUCGCCGUAACGAGCAGUUGCUACGUCUUCAUGUACUUUUUACCGGAAUUACCUGGCCCGUUACUGCCGGAUCAUAAUUUUCAAAAUGUUACCUUCGCGUCUUUGUUGUCUUGCAAUACGGACUAUCAUACUUCAGCAAUGACAUCGUGCAGCGGAAUGAAAAACACCACGUGUCACUGGAUAUGCGAAAAUGCGAAUUUUUCCACGCGGAUGUCUUUUUAUACAGCUAAAGGAGAAGCGAGCAUCUCGCCCGAUACCAUAUGUUUCUUAAAUAUCAACGAAACGUUAGUGCAUCGAGAAAACGUGUCGAAUAACACCAAUUGCAACGUUACUUGUGACAAUUUUGACGACAACCAUUGUCUGUACACGUCUGUUACUUUCUGGGGUUUCGUUCUUCUGAUGUCUCUCGGUAAUAUCGGUUUCAAUGUUUCCAAUUGCAUAAGUGACGCAAUUUGCUUCGACGUCUUGGGCGAAAGCGGACAAAUGAGCUACGGCAGGCAGCGAGUGUGGGGCACAAUCGGUUUUGGUAUUACGGCGUUUUUAGCCGGUUAUACGGUAGAUUUGUGGUCGCAAGGGGCGAUCUACAAGAGUUACACACCGGCGUUUCUUCUUGUGCUCGUAUUUACUUGUUUCGAUUUGGUUUGCUGUAGAAAACUCGAGCUGCCGCUAAUGUCGCGAUCGACAAGCAUAGUGGAAAAUGUAUGGGCGCUUUUGAAAUUAAAGCCUAUCGUCAUAUUUCUAUGUUUCGCCACUCUCGCCGGCAUCUUUGAUAGUUUCAUAAUUUACUUUUUGUUUUGGUAUCUGGAAGAUCUCGCUAUGGCGACCGGUUAUAUAGGAGAGAUUAAAUUAAUAGAAGGUCUAAUAGUGGCCGCAGAGACUCUUGGUGGCGAAAUCAUAUUCUUCUCUUUAUCCGGCAAAAUAUUGAAAAAAUUUGGAUACGGUUAUACUUUCACAUUCUGUUUCGCGUGCUACGCGCUGCGGCUGGGAUUAAUAUCUUUGGCGCCGACGCCAUGGUGGGUGCUUCCGAUAGAAUUUUUUAUGCAAGGUCCGACAUAUGCGCUCUGCUACACGACAAUAGUGGCAUACGCGAGCGCCGUAUCACCACCCGGUACAUCGGCCACUGUUCAAGGAAUUGUGGCAGGAAUGGACGACGGUUUCGGGUUCGCGGUUGGCAGUCUAAUAGGUGGUCUUUUGUACAAGAAAGUUGGUGGCGCCAUAACUCUGAGAAUAUUUUCAAUACUUGCAACAUUUUCCGCCUUGAUGUACCUUAUUCUUCAUAUCUCAUACUUAAAAUAUAAAACACCAGAUACGCGAAAUAACGUCGAGUGGAGAAAGCCUGAAGAUGCGCAAAAACAGUGUGUUGUAGCAGAAACGUGACGCAUGUGUGUUUUUCUGUACUUUUUUUAAUAAUUACCAUAUAAUAAAAGAUAGUCUUUAUAUAUCUUAAAAACAUUAUGCGAUGCAAAACUAAAAAGUGUAGAUAGCACGUUCGAUCCAAAUUUAUCGAUUCAACUCUCGACCAAUUUGAGAUCGAGAUACUUCGAGA